AUGAGAGUUCCCGUGACAAUUGCUACUCUUUGCCUCGUUUCAUCAUAUCACGUAUCUGGCACUCCUUCUACACCGCGUUUUUCAAGGGGAGUGAAUUUGUUGAGCUCAAGGGACUACAACGGCACGCUGAGCCCCGUCAUUGCCGAAUUUCAAGAAGUCAUCAGCAGACAUGCCGGACUAGAACAGCUCGGCAAUGCCAUCUUCACCGAAGUGCCAAACAAGUAUCCCUACAACGAGACCCCAGACGGCAAGCAGCCAGUCCAUAACUUCACCGACUUCCUCGUCGUCUUGGAUCAUAUCAUCAAGAGGGGCCCAGAGUUUUCGAACAGCAAAGAUCCCCCAACAGCACCCAGCGUUAUCGGCGUUCCCAUCAAUGCCAUCCUGGACUGGCCAAUGGGAACGAUAUCUGGUUACAAUUUUUUCCUCUCGCCGAUCGUCAAUAAACAGCUGCACAACGUUCUUUCGCAAUGGUCGAAGUACCUGGCAUCACCGGCUUCACAAAGUGUUCUGGAUGGGUGGCUAGGUUCUACUGGCAAAGCGGUCAUUACGGCCGUCGCCAACGACGGCAAAACGAACUACACUUUCGAGCAGCUCUUCGCCUGUCCGAACAUCUCAGCACCACAUCUCGGCUUCAAGUCAUGGGAUGAGUACUUCGUCCGUCCCUUCAACGAAGGCAUUCGCCCCACAGAAGCACCAGACAACGGUCCACCUGACCCUCGCUACCCGGAUACAAGGCUGGUCAUUGACAAUGCAUGCGAGUCCGCUCCGCUGCAAGUCAAGCACAACGUCAGCUUCUACGACAGCUUCUACCUCAAAGAACAGCCUUACUCGUUGGUCAACAUGCUCAACUUCGCCCCUGAAGCUCGCCAGUUCGUCGGUGGGACGGUCUAUCAGGCAUAUCUCAGCGCUUUAUCAUAUCAUCGAUGGCACGCACCAGUCAGUGGAAAGGUUCUCAAGAUCGAGCAAGUCCCCGGCACUUAUUACAGCGAGAACAUCUUCUACGGCUUGGCGGGCAACACCACGGAUCCAGACCCGGGUGCCCCUGAUUUCUCACAGCCGUACAUCAGUGCUGUGGCCACGAGGUCGAUCGUGUACAUCCAGGCGAAGAGCCCUAAGAUUGGGACGAUGGCAAUCGUCUUCAUCGGCAUGGCAGAAGUCUCCAGCUGUGAGUUCAUAGUCAAAGAGGGCGAUGAAAUCAUCAAGGGCCAAGAGAUUGGCAUGUUUCAUUACGGAGGCAGUUCACAUUGCCUUGUGUUCCAGCCCGGAGUUGAUCUGAACUUCGUCAACCCUCCACCUUGGGACACCGCGGACGUGGAUACAGAGAAGACUUUCAACGUGAAGAGUGCAUUAGCUGUCGUUUCGUAG
Messenger RNA from Zasmidium cellare ATCC 36951, 1365 nucleotides. RefSeq lists its product as uncharacterized. The coding region runs from base 1 to 1365 and encodes 454 amino acids. The record is from RefSeq and is a predicted model, not a curated record. Gene Ontology annotation, biological process: phosphatidylethanolamine biosynthetic process. Gene Ontology annotation, cellular component: mitochondrion. Gene Ontology annotation, molecular function: phosphatidylserine decarboxylase activity. Lineage: Eukaryota; Fungi; Ascomycota; Dothideomycetes; Mycosphaerellales; Mycosphaerellaceae. The transcript has 3 exons.